AGCAGGAGAAUGAGGCGGUGACGCAGUAGGUCAGAAGCCGUCAGCCCACGGCGGUGGCUGGAUGUGCGGGAGUUUGGCGCUCGCUUGUCACUUCCCCCAGUCCCACCGCAAGGGGGCGCGAUGCGCAGCACAGGGACUGCACUAAGGAGAAGGCGCAGCAGCAGAGGCUCCACCUGAGAAUUAGUCGGGGACCCCCCUGAGCAUCUCUUCCCCACCCCGGCCCAGCAUGGCAGCACCCGGCCUCAUCCAUCGCUCCAACCCCGGGGGGGAGUCACAGAGCGCAGAGAAGGGGGAGAGGCUCCUGAAUGGCUGCGUUCCGCUCUCACACCAGGUGGCCGGCCAUAUGUACGGCAAGGAUAAAGUCGGUAUAUUGCAGCAUCCAGAUGGGACUGUCCUGAAACAGCUACAGCCGCCUCCGCGUGGACCAAGGGAGCUGAACUUCUAUUCCAUGGUUUUUUCACCUGAUUGCACUAAUAGUCAUCUCCUUGACCUCCAAAUGCUUCUGCCAAAAUAUUUUGGCACCUGGUCUCCUCCAGGAUCUACAAAUGAUCUCUAUUUAAAACUGGAAGAUAUAACCCGGAAGUUUAACAAGCCAUGCAUCAUGGAUAUUAAAAUAGGCCAAAAAAGCUACGAUCCAUUUGCUUCAGCUGAGAAGAUCCAGCAGCAGGUCAGCAAGUACCCUCUGAUGGAAGAGAUCGGCUUCCUGGUACUCGGCAUGAGGGUCUAUAACGUCCUUUCCGACAGCUACGAAACUCAAAACCAGCACUAUGGGAGGAGCUUGACAAAAGAGACGGUAAAAGAAGGGGUGUCGAAAUUUUUUCAUAAUGGGGCUCGCCUUAGAAACGACGCCGUGUCCGAAUGCAUACGGAAAGUUCAGAACAUCUUGCAGUGGUUCGAGUUUCAGGAAAAUUAUCAUUUUUAUGCAAGCUCCUUGCUCUUUGUCUACGAAGGCUCCUCUCUACACACCACGAAGCGACUGAUCGACGGGACUGUGGUCGAGAAGAGGGCUGUUCCAAAAGGACAGUUCACAGACGGUGAGUGUAACAACAACAUUCCCAUGUUUAGCUCGGUAAGGAACGGAGAGACUGAAGAAGCUGUAGAAAAAGACAUGGCCGAAAUCUGUGCACUUCAACGAAAGCCGUGUUCCAAGAGGCACCACAGCCAAGUGUCUCAGGAGGGGGAGAGUACAGACCAAGGCACCCUGAGAAGUCUCAAUGACCUUUCCCACGAACACCUAAACGGAAACCUUGUAUCCAAACUGGAAAACAUACAUUGCCAUAUUCCCACCGACCCCAAGGAAGGCCCUCAGGUGGAUGUACGGAUGAUCGACUUCGCUCACGUGUUCCCCAGUAACGGAAAAGACGAGGGUUACAUUUACGGACUCAAAAGCUUGAUUUCAGUGUUGCAAAGUAUUUUGCACGACUGAAUACUUACCUUUUACAUUUUUAGUCGGGGGGGGGGGGGCAAUGACCUGAUAAUCAUGGACGAUAACGCCGUUCAGAAUAUUUGCACUUGUAAUUGUGGUAUACUGGGUUUUUAAUCGUAAAUUCCGAAAUAUAUUCUAACCCCCCCCCUUUUUUUUUUUUUUGAUCUUUGGUGGAAGGGUUUUAACUUUUAUAAUAUUACUCAGGAAAAUUGAACUGGUUCGUGUCCUUCUGGAAAAGCAGUAUGGCCCGGAAGUUGGAACGGAUAGUGGCUUUGGGCUGAUGAUUGAAACCAAGAGGAAAGUUGGGAUUAAUAAUGACGCUAUGGGGGGGAUCUCUGCCUUUCUGACACAUAAGAUAAAUCGGUGUUUGGGACCACUCUUCUAACUGAAGACAAUAUCGGUGAUCAGAAGUACCGCGUAUAGUUUACCACUUGGAAUGAGCUGUUUCUGUCUUUCCCCGGGGGAAAUAAGCUGUGCCUUCAUUCAUUUUAUUUAUAUUUGUAAAGGAAAAGAAAUCUCUCAUUUCACUGCACCAUAGAGAUAUAUAUAUAUAGGUGUCACACUCUGUAAGGGUUUGCUAACCUAGUAGCUGCUGGAGAAAUCUGGGAAGCACAGUAGUUGCUGGAAUGACCCCCAGAUUAACCAUCUCUGCUUUGCUGACGAUAGUGUUCUUGUAAUGAAAUUGACCGUAUUUAUACUGAGCCAUUAGGAACCACUGUACUUUUCAUUUGGGUUUCUUCCUACUGUUUACAAGACUUCUAAUGUUACUGGAAUAUAAUUCAAUAGUUUUGCAUUUGUCUGUAAUAUAUAGCUAUAUGAGUAUCCAUGCAAGGGGACCUAAAGCCACUUUUUUUGGUUGGUUAGUUGGCUCCCACUCUUCCCCAGCUCUUUACCAGGCUUGUCCAGGUUUCUUGUGUCCACCAUCAAGGAGCCUACAGGCCCCCACAACAUGCCGAAAACUGGUGCCAGGGGUGCAUAAUUUAGGGUGAAGACACACUAAGCUUCUAGUAGCAGCUGCUUGUUGUGGCUA
Xenopus tropicalis (tropical clawed frog) is the source of this 2456-nucleotide messenger RNA. It is a transcript of the gene ipmk, whose product is annotated as inositol polyphosphate multikinase. Gene Ontology annotation, molecular function: kinase activity. Gene Ontology annotation, biological process: inositol phosphate biosynthetic process. The record is from RefSeq and is a predicted model, not a curated record. Bases 227 to 1426 code for a protein of 399 amino acids. The transcript has 6 exons. NCBI's taxonomy places the organism in Eukaryota, Metazoa, Chordata, Amphibia, Anura, Pipidae.